AAAAUGAAACCUAAGGGUGUAAAUGUAUAAAAAUUCAGGUUUGGCUGCACAACUCCAAGGCGGGAAAUUCUAUUAAGCAUUGACGAUAGCAGAAAGGGGCAAUCCAAAAACCGUUUGUUAGGAAAAUGGCUGGAGGCAGAGGGCGGACAAUAAGGGUGCUGAAUGUGGCUGAAAAGCCGUCGGUGGCCAAAGCAGUGUCGGGGAUACUAUCGAAGAACCAACCAGGUGGUAUGAGAGUACGAGACGGACGUUCCAGGUACAACAAAAUCUUCGAGUUCAACUACACCAUUCGGAACCAGCCUUGCCAGAUGCUAUUCACUUCCGUCACGGGCCAUCUUAUGGAGCUUGAGUUCGACGAUCGUUACCGGAAAUGGCACUCGUGUGACCCGGUCGACCUCUAUAAUGCCCCUGUUCGGAAAUAUGUCCCUGAGGAUAAGUUGGAUAUCAAAAGGACACUGGAGGCAGAGGCUAGAAGUUGUCAGUGGAUUAUAUUGUGGCUCGAUUGUGAUAGAGAAGGAGAAAAUAUUGCAUUUGAAGUGUUGGAUGUAUGUAGACAAGCGAAUAAUAACCUUAAUGUGUGGAGAGCUCGUUUCUCUGCCUUAAUUGACAGGGAAAUUCAUCAAUCAGUGCAGACCCUUGUUCAGCCAAAUCAGUUAUUUUCUGAUGCUGUAGAUGUUCGGCAAGAGAUAGAUCUUCGUAUAGGAGCUUCUUUCACAAGAUUUCAGACUAUGCUUCUGAGAAAUGCAUUUGUCCUUGAUGUUGCUAUGGAUGAUAGAAAUGUUGUCUUAAGCUAUGGUCCCUGCCAGUUCCCUACCCUUGGCUUUGUUGUGGAGCGAUAUUGGGAAAUACAAGCACAUGAACCUGAAGAGUUUUGGACAAUCAACUGUACUCACAACUCUGAUGAAGGCAUUGCUACCUUUAACUGGAUGCGCGGUCAUCUGUUUGAUUACUCAUGUGGAGUAAUAAUUUAUGAGAUGUGCAUCCAGGAACCCACUGCAACAGUUACCAAGGUUAAGCAGCAGGAGAAACUCAAAUACCCCCCUCAUCCUUUAAGUACAAUUGAGCUAGAAAAGCGUGCAUCCAGAUACUUCCGUAUGAGUUCUGAGCAGACAAUGAAGGUGGCAGAAGAUUUAUAUCAAAAUGGUUUUAUCAGUUAUCCUCGCACAGAAACUGAUUGCUUCUCAGAGAAGACUGACUUGUGUACAAUGGUGCAAGAACAAGGUGGUCAUCCUGUAUGGGGCUCAUAUGCACAGCGGCUACUAGACCCUGAAUUAGGACUAUGGAAAAACCCUAGUGGAGGUGGGCAUGAUGACAAAGCCCAUCCACCUAUUCAUCCAACUAAAUUUUCUGCUGGGGAAUCCAGAUGGAGCCAGGAUCACCAUAGAGUGUACGAGUUGGUUGUUCGCCAUUUUUUGGCUUGUGUUUCUCAGCCUGCUGUUGGGGCUGAAACUAUAGUUGAGAUUGAUAUUGCUGGUGAAUCCUUUUCUGCAUGUGGGAGAGUGAUACUUGCAAAAAACUACCUUGAUGUAUACCGAUUUGAAUCAUGGGGAGGUUCAGUGAUCCCCACAUACAGUUUUGGUCAACAGUUUACACCAACAACUUUGACCCUUGAUUCAGGAGUUACAAGACCUCCUCCCCUUUUAAGUGAGGCUGAUCUAUUGGGUUGUAUGGACAAGGCUGGCAUUGGAACAGAUGCAACAAUGCACGAUCAUAUAAAGAAACUACUUGAUCGAUUUUAUGCAAUUAAGGACUCGAACACUCGGUUUUCGCCAACUAAACUAGGGGAAGCACUAGUAAUGGGAUAUGAUGAUAUGGGGUAUGAACUAUGGAAACCAUAUCUCCGCGCUAUGAUGGAAUGUGAUAUGAAAGCCGUUAGCAUAGGAACCAAGAGAAAGGCUGAGGUUCUAGAAACUUGCUUGCAGCAGAUGAAAGCGUGCUUUUUAGAUGCCAGGACAAACAGAGGAAAGCUCUUUGAAGCGAUGGCUAUCUUCUUUGAAAGUUCAAACAGAUCCAGUGGUGGUGAGCUACAAGCAGUUGGAGGUGUUGUUCGGAGAUGUGGACUUUGUCUAGAGUCAGAUAUGGUGCUCAGACAAAAAUCGGAUGGGAGCUUCAUGGUUGGUUGCUUGGGUUACCCACAAUGCAGAAAUGCUGUCUGGCUACCUGGAUCUGUAUCAGAAGCUUUUGUUACUGAGAAUACGUGCACUAGCUGCAGUCCGGGACCGGUUUUCAAGAUUCAGUUUAAAUUUCGACGGCUGGAAAUACCGCCAAAUUACAGUGUUCAACAUUUAGGUUGCAUUGGUGGAUGCGAUGAUAUUCUUAGGCAGCUUGUAGAAAUUUGCGGAACUGGUUCUCGCAGUAGUUCCAACCCUUUGGGCAGAGGAAGAGGAAACCCUACAUCAUCCAGCAGUGCACAAAGAGGCAAUUCCAGAGCACAAAGUUCUUGUGCAUACUGCAGGCAAGCAGGGCAUUUGUCAAAUGAUUGUCCUUCACAAGGUUCUCGUGGUCGCACUGCUCUGUCUCAGGAAGUUGACUUGCAAAAUGGAGAACCUUCAAUUCCUUGUAAUUCAUGUGGAGCGCCUUGCAUUUUGCGCACUGCCAAUACUGCUAACAACAGGGGAAGAAAAUUCUUUUCAUGUCAAUCACAGGGGUGCAACUUUUUUGUAUGGGAAGAUAACCUCACCCGAGGAAGAGCAGAGCGUGCAAAUACUUCUGCAUCUACUAGCAGCGGAAGAGGUGGCCGUGGUCGUGGCCAGGGUGGUGCAUAUCCCAGUAGUGUGUCAUUUGUGGCGGCAACAGGUGAACCAAUAACUGGCAGAUGUUUCAUCUGCGGUGAUCCUGGUCAUUUUGCUAAUGUUUGCCCACGUCGUGGUGGAUGAAUUUCGAACUCUCUUGCAUUAAAGGUGUUUGCUGUAAAUGGGCCACUCUUAACUCCCAGAACUGUAUCUUUUUCAAUUUUUUCUUUAUGGUACAGUUAUAUCUGUGCUUGGUCAUUGCAAUGUGCCUUGCGAGGGAGAUGAUGCACUCACUCGCAUGGUCAGUUACACUAAUUGAUGAUCUCUUAAUAGGAUGUGAACAUAAUGCCUAUCUUGGGGUAUAUAGCAGUUCUGCGAUACUCUACUUUGUUCAA
Capsicum annuum is the source of this 3127-nucleotide messenger RNA. Its product is annotated as DNA topoisomerase 3-alpha. The transcript is spliced from 24 exons. The record is from RefSeq and is a predicted model, not a curated record. Gene Ontology annotation, molecular function: DNA binding; DNA topoisomerase type I (single strand cut, ATP-independent) activity; zinc ion binding. Gene Ontology annotation, biological process: DNA topological change. Gene Ontology annotation, cellular component: nucleus; chromosome. Lineage: Eukaryota; Viridiplantae; Streptophyta; Magnoliopsida; Solanales; Solanaceae. Bases 126 to 2876 code for a protein of 916 amino acids.